Drosophila innubila is the source of this 1515-nucleotide messenger RNA. RefSeq names its product homeobox protein SIX4 (gene Six4). Gene Ontology annotation, cellular component: nucleus; transcription regulator complex. Gene Ontology annotation, molecular function: RNA polymerase II cis-regulatory region sequence-specific DNA binding; DNA-binding transcription factor activity, RNA polymerase II-specific. Gene Ontology annotation, biological process: regulation of transcription by RNA polymerase II. The transcript has 4 exons. The record is from RefSeq and is a predicted model, not a curated record. NCBI's taxonomy places the organism in Eukaryota, Metazoa, Arthropoda, Insecta, Diptera, Drosophilidae. Bases 145 to 1317 code for a protein of 390 amino acids.
AGCCGAUAUUAUUUGUUAUAUUUUAAUGGAAAAUUACAAUAAUUUGUGUAUUAAAACUAAAACGCAGUUCAAAUAAUUGCGGCUUUUUAGCCAAAAAUCAAAACCAACCAAUAUUGUGUUUAUUGCAAGUGAAAAUUAAAAAAUAUGUUUGAUAAAAAUAUGGAUACCACAAAUUUAUCCGUCUCCAUCAAUGGUGAUUUGGACUCAACCAGUUCCGCCGGCACUUCAUCGGAUCAUUCAGCCGUGCAACAUGAUAAUAUCAGUUCGCCCAUGGCCUAUGGGUCGCUCUUUCUGCCAAAUGCUGGUUACCGUGGUAAUAUUUCCUGUAAAACAGUUUUGCAAUUGGACAAAUUUGCACCCUACGAGUCCACAGAGAAGGAUCUCAUCGAGCGACGUUUCCAGGACAUAACCAAUGACUAUGAUAAGUCCCCGCCGCCCACAGCGGCCACCACACCCACACAUUAUCCCUCGCUAAACAGCAUUAUCUUUGAGAAUGGCAAUACUAGUCUGGGCGAUCUUAAUGGCAAUACCAAAACGGAUACACUCUGUGCAGGAUUACAACGUGGUCCUGUAGGCAUGAGCGGCACAGGAGCAUCAAGUGGUGGACAUCUGAUAUCAAAUCUUACGGCAGCACACAAUAUGUCCGCCGUGGGCAGUUUUCCCAUCGAUGCCAAAAUGCUGCAGUUCUCCACAGAUCAGAUUCAAUGCAUGUGUGAGGCACUGCAGCAGAAGGGCGACAUUGAGAAGUUAACCAAUUUUUUGUGCAGUCUGCCGCCCAGCGAAUUCUUUAAGACAAAUGAGAGCGUUCUUCGUGCCCGCGCCAUGGUUGCCUAUAAUCUUGGCCAGUUUCAUGAGCUCUACAGUCUGCUGGAGACACACUGUUUUUCCAUGAAAUACCAUGUGGAUUUGCAGAGUCUGUGGUUCAAGGCACACUACAAGGAGGCGGAAAAGGUGCGCGGUCGCCCUUUGGGCGCCGUGGACAAAUAUCGGCUGCGUAAAAAGUAUCCACUGCCAAAAACCAUUUGGGAUGGUGAGGAGACAGUCUAUUGCUUUAAGGAAAAGUCACGUAAUGCUCUUAAGGAUUGCUAUCUGACCAAUCGUUAUCCAACGCCCGACGAGAAAAAGACGCUGGCCAAGAAGACGGGAUUGACGUUGACACAGGUCUCAAAUUGGUUCAAGAAUCGCAGGCAAAGGGAUCGCACUCCGCAGCAAAGACCUGAUAUUAUGCUGCCUGUGGGUCAAUUGGAUGCCAACGGUUUCCCGCGCAUGUUCAACGCCCCUAGCUAUUAUCCCGAAACCAUUUUUAACGGUCAGUAGAGAAAGAGCAAUGGAGAGAGCGAAAGAGAUGGCGUUCUACAAUUGAAAUGCGCAGGCGCUGCUUUUGUAAAUAAAAUUUUAAUGUUAAACUUUGGUCAUCAAAUGACGUUAUGUUUCUAAUUUUAGAAUAAUCUUAAUUUGGCUUUUUAUAUUGUACAAUAAUAAUAAUGCAAUUGCAAUAAAUAAAUAUAGAAAAUA